Daphnia pulicaria is the source of this 2686-nucleotide messenger RNA. Its product is annotated as 2-hydroxyacyl-CoA lyase 2-like. Gene Ontology annotation, molecular function: magnesium ion binding; thiamine pyrophosphate binding; acetolactate synthase activity. The record is from RefSeq and is a predicted model, not a curated record. Gene Ontology annotation, cellular component: acetolactate synthase complex. The transcript is spliced from 13 exons. Bases 196 to 2100 code for a protein of 634 amino acids. Lineage: Eukaryota; Metazoa; Arthropoda; Branchiopoda; Diplostraca; Daphniidae. Gene Ontology annotation, biological process: L-valine biosynthetic process.
AAUUCGGAUAUUUUUGAAGCAAAAUUUGAGCUUAGUGAUUUUAGGAAAUCUAUUUAAAGAAAGUAUUUCUUAAUUCUUGUCAAAGUCACAAGGUUUGUUAGCUCACUGUUUUCUUCUAUUUCGUAUCACACGCGCGUGAAAAUUUUCAUUGGUUUUGCUGUUCUGUUUGUAAGUCCGCCAAUUUGUGUUUUCACAAUGACGUUCGAUUUCUCCAUACUGGCCGCCGGACUUCAGGAAACUGGAAUAUCUAUGUUUCUCGGAUCGGCCGUAAUAGGGGCAGUAAUUGGCUGGGGUUUCAAAAAAUUCAAUUUGAUAUAUUUGGCCAUGCACCAGGUUGAUACUACAUCAAAACGAAAUGGAGGUGAAAUUGUUGCCAAAGUCUUGGAAGCUCACAACAUCAAACACAUGUUUACAUUGGCUGGAGGACAUAUUUCACCUAUUCUAGCUGCUGCAGAAAAAAUUGGAAUAAAAGUGGUUGAUACAAGACAUGAGGUUUCAGCAGUAUUUGCUGCUGAUGCUGUAGCUAGAAUGACAGGGACAGUUGGGGUUGUUGCAGUAACAGCUGGACCUGGAUUAACCAACACCGUGACUGCCAUAAAAAAUGCUCAGAUGGCUGAAUCACCCAUUCUGUUGCUAGGUGGAGCGGCAGCAACAAUAUUGAAAGGUCGCGGUGCACUUCAAGAUAUUGAUCAGAUGUCUUUAUUUAGCCCGCUCUGUAAAUAUUGUGUUAGUGUUACCUCAAUCCGAGAUAUUGCUCCUAUUCUGAGGACCGCAUUACAAAUUGCUCAGUCGGAUACACCUGGUCCCGUAUUCGUAGAAAUGCCAAUUGAUGUUCUUUACAGUUACGAACUUGUAAAACGGGAAGUUGGUGCGAAAAGUGAAGGCAAAGGCAUAAUGAACAAAAUUGUUAAUUGGUAUUUAAAUAACUAUGUGGACAAUAUAUUCGCUGGAGCUUGGGAACCAGUAGAAAUCAAUCCGUUAGCCGUCCAUAUCCCAAUGCCAACCAGUCAGCAAGUUUUGAAAUGCGUCGAGCUCUUGUCGAAAGCCAAACGACCCCUUAUUCUAAUGGGAAGCCAAUCUACCCUCCCGCCAGUCAAAAGCGAGGAACUAGUCAGAGCAAUUAACCGGUUAGGAAUUCCUUGCUAUUUAGGUGGAAUGUCCAGAGGACUUCUUGGAGCUAAAAGUGAUUUACAGGCGAGGCAACACAGACGAGAAGCUCUUAAGGAAGCUGAUUUGAUUAUCUUGGCCGGUUCUGUUUGCGAUUUCCGACUCUCUUAUGGCCGUGUUCUUCCCCGCAAGGCGCCAAUCAUUGCCGUCAAUCGCAACAAAGAUCAACUGCACAGAAACUCUGACAUGUUCUGGAAACCAGCCGUUGCAGUACAGGCAGAUGUGGGUACAUUUCUUGUCGAACUCUCUGAAGCAGCCGACGGCAUGAAAUGGGAUCCCGACUGGGCAGCUACGCUCCAGCAACGGGACAAGGAGAAAGAAAUUGCUACCGAAAAGAUGGCGACCGAAGAAACGGAAACACAUUUGAAUCCCUUGGCUGUACUACACUCAUUGGAAAAAAUUUUACCUGAAAACGCCAUUCUUGUGGCCGACGGAGGAGAUUUCGUUGGAUCGGCAGCUUACAUCUUGAGACCACGCCGUCCGUUGAGCUGGCUGGACCCUGGAGCAUUUGGAACACUUGGAGUUGGCGGUGGAUUUGCUCUUGGUGCCAAACUCGCCCGUCCAGACAGUGAGGUCUGGAUCGUAUGGGGUGACGGCUCGUGCGGAUACUCUGUUGCUGAAUUCGACACUUUCACUCGCUUUAAAUUGCCAGUCAUGGCACUAGUAGGCAAUGACGCUGCGUGGACACAAAUUCUAAGAGAGCAAGUCACUAUCCUUGGCACUGAUGUUGCUUGCAAAUUAACGCACACGGAUUACCAUGUAGUCGCCCAGGGAUACGGGGGCUUAGGUUACGUUCUGAAGAGAGAAAACUCCAGUGAGAUCGACAGCAUGCUGAACAAAGCGCGAGAAGAAAGCCAACAAACGGGAAAAAGUGUUUUGAUCAACGCCUUGAUUGGAAAAACAGGAUUCCGUGAUGGCAGCAUUUCCGUCUGAUUCCGCUCAACCAUGAAUGUAGAAUCAAAUUAUAUAUUCGUUAUAAAUAAAUGAGACACUUAUGGGGAACAAACCGAUCGUAACUUCCACAAAACAGUUUGUAUUUCAACAGCUAUAGCUGGUUGAAGGUCGACUCUGUCAGCAACAACCGAAAGAACGGAAGUUUUGAAACGGCUAACCACAAUUAUUCGUCACGUAAAAAAAAACUAGAAAUUAAUCAAUGCAUGUCUUCCGUUCCACCAGAUAAUCGUACAAGCGAACUCUUUCUACAUUAAAUCAAGUCAUUUUCUAUCACUUACUCUCCAAAGAAACAACUCCCAUAAUGGGCUUGUCGCGAUUUUCGGCGAAUGGAUGGUGUUUUCCGUUGAUUUUGACGUUCCAGUUAUUUGUUUAUACGUCCUGCAUGGAUGGCUCGACUACUAUUCAAACGACCACUCCAAUUAUGUCUGAUGUCAGUGAGUUUCCUGAAGCUCGCAGAUCUCCAAGAUUUUUGUGCGUUCAAGCCGGUUGUACCUGCGAAGGAGUCAACGAAGAGAAUGCCAUGGCGAACUGCAACUGUCACGGACAGCUUGACGAUGCAGAUCCG